AAUGUGGUAAUACUAAUAACUCUCACGUUGCAUUCUUUGUAUCAUCUCUACGAACUUGGACAAGUUUGAAAUGUGCAUGUACAGUUAGUUCUGUGUUAGCAUUGUCAAUAUGUUUUCUGCUGAGAUGCAUGAGAAAGCUGCAAAUAUUGGGUGGGUUAUGAGGUCAAAUAACCCCAAGGUUCAAUGGUGGUUUAAGAUACUGACGAUGGCUCUUUUACUUAGAUUCUUGAUUGUAUGGUCAUUUUAUGGUGUGAACGUGGGUAAUUUUCAGAGAGAUUUUGUUCUGUUGAAGGUGAAUAGUUCAGGAAAGUUUAGUCCUACCUUUAAAGAUUUCAGCUUUACCAAUAUUUCUCUUAGAUCCCAUUCUGUAAAUACUCACCAGAAUCUGAACCAAGAUUUUGGCCGAGAAACUUUACCUCCUAAAGUUGAACCUCAACAGAUUAUUUUGACUGAGAAUCAAGGUAAUGCACCUGAUUUCAGUCUUGAAAUAGUGACAAAUGUGUCACAUAAGGAACCAGAAUCGGUAGAGGUUUCAAGGCCGAGAGUUCAUAGGUGGAUUUCAGGUGAAUUAGAGGCAAACUAUUCAUCAAAUCUUCUUACUAAUUGGUUGGCUCCCGGAGGUGAGCCAUGUAAGGAAUCAAGAACUGUGGAUGUAAAGAUUCCAGCUUUGGAUGGUCGCGAAAACGUUGAAUUGUCAACAGGGGAUAUUCACGAGUUUGUUUUCCAUGCAUUGGAUGAUUCUGCGAAACCCCAUUGUUUGGGUGGUGAUUAUUUUGAGACUGAUCUUGCUGGUGAAACAUGGAAGUCUAGGCCACCCAUUAAAGAUUUAGGCAAUGGUACUUACCAGUUUUCCCUGCAAGUCCAUCCUAAUUUUGCUGGGGAUUACAAUCUUACCGUCAUUCUACUAUUUCGACAUUAUGAAGGCUUGAAGUUUUCGCCUGAAAGAUUUGCAUAUGACAAGGUUCUCCGCGUGAUCCCAGUCAAGUUCUCCAAAUCCUCUGUUGAAUUACCUGAAAUAUCUCAAUGCAAGAAGUCAGAUCUUGUUAGAGAUGUGUGGUCUGGUCGAUGGACUCGUCAUGCUAAGAAUAAUAGCUGCCCAAUUAGCAAUGACGGGCGAUACAGAUGCCAAGAACCAAAUUUCCCAUGCCAAAAACCAUGGUGUGAUGGACCAUUGGGGUUGUUGGAGAGCAAUGGUUGGGUAUAUUCAACACAUUGUUCAUUCAAGAUGUUCUCAAGUGAAGAAGCCUGGAAUUGUUUGAAGGAUCGCUGGAUUUUCUGGUGGGGUGAUUCGAAUCACUGUGACACAGUGAGAAACAUCCUUAAUUUCAUUUUAGAUGUGAAUAAUAUGAAGGAUGUCCCAAGAAGAGUUGAUAUGAACAUCAGCAACCCGAGGAAUCCAUCACAAGCAGUUCGAUUUACUAACAUUUACAACGGGCAUCCUAACGAGACAGGCAAGUAUCGAGGCUUGAAUUCGUUGGCAGAUGCUGACUAUAGAGAACUUCUGAAAGGGUACUUCUCUGGAAAUGUUAUUCCAGACGCUAUAAUCAUGAAUUCGGGCUUACACGAUGGAGUGUAUUGGUCUAGCCUUAGGCAUUUCAUUAAAGGCACCGACUAUGCUGCAUCAUUCUGGGCUGAGUUAUUGAAUGGGGUAAGGCAGAGAGGGUUGACACCACCAGAAGUCAUAUAUAGGACCACAGUCACCACAGGCGGAUACGCUAGAAGAUUGGCAUUCAAUCCAAAUAAAAUGGAGGCGUUCAAUUGGGUAGUCCUGGAUAAGUUGAGGGCAUACGGUUUAGUUGAUCGCGUAAUUGAUGAUUUUGACAUGACUUAUCCGUGGCACUAUGACAAUCGAUGCAAUGACGGGGUGCAUUAUGGCCGUGCUCCUGCCAAGCUGAAGUGGAGGGAUGGCCAGAUUGGGCACCAGUACUUUGUGGACCUCAUGCUUGGUCAUGUACUGCUCAAUGCAUUAUGUGCACGAUAGAAGGUGGCUAGUGGUGAUGGUAAACGUUGCAUUAUCUCUGGUUUCAAGCGUUUGGAUGGUGCAUUUCAAGCUGGGCUGAUAGAUUUUUGCGAGAGGAAAAGGGGGUGAGAGUAGGGUGAAAGAAGUUUGGUGCUAUUUUUGAUCUAUCUAUCUGUAUUUUACUGUCAUUAUGUUUGCUGAAACUACUUCCACGUUGUAGUCAUCUCCAGGUCUAGUGCCAAUACUAAAGGUUAUAUAGGGGAA
Molecule: messenger RNA, 2224 nt
Organism: Nicotiana attenuata
Lineage: Eukaryota; Viridiplantae; Streptophyta; Magnoliopsida; Solanales; Solanaceae
Exons: 2
Coding region: 110-1981 (623 amino acids)
Source: RefSeq, a predicted model, not a curated record